Molecule: messenger RNA, 1618 nt
Organism: Neopelma chrysocephalum (saffron-crested tyrant-manakin)
Lineage: Eukaryota; Metazoa; Chordata; Aves; Passeriformes; Pipridae
Gene: GUCD1
Product: guanylyl cyclase domain containing 1
Exons: 6
Coding region: 49-762 (237 amino acids)
Source: RefSeq, a predicted model, not a curated record
CGCCGGCUCGGCGGGGCCGGCACUGAGCGGGCGGCGGGUGCCGCCGCCAUGAAGAGCCCCCGGGAGGCCGGGGGGCCGCCGCCAGUUGACUGCAUCCAGCUGAAAGUGCCAGUGAUUCAGCAGCUGUACCACUGGGACUGUGGGCUGGCCUGCUCCAGGAUGGUGCUUCAGUACCUGAAUCACUUGGACAAUGACGAGUUUCAGAAAGCCAUCCAGGAACUCCAGUUAACAAAGAGUAUCUGGACUAUUGACCUGGCCUACCUAAUGCGGCACUUUGGUGUUAAGCAUAAAUUUUGCACCCAGACACUUGGAGUGGACAAGGGCUACAAAAACCAGUCAUUUUACAGGAAGCACUUUGACACAGAGGAGAAUCGAGUGAAUCAGCUCUUUGCACAGGCCAAAGACUGCAAGGUGCUGGUGGAGAAGUGCACAGUAACUAUUCAAGACAUCCAAAACCACCUGUCCCAGGGUCACGUAGCCAUCGUCCUAGUGAACGCAGUCCUGCUGCUGUGUGAUCUUUGCUCAAGUCCUGUCAAAUAUUGCUGCUUCCUCCCCAUCGGACAGAAGUGCUUCUGCAGGAGUCCUGACUACCAGGGCCAUUUCAUUGUGUUAUGUGGCUACAACAAAGCCUCAGGGAGUAUUUACUACAACAACCCUGCCUAUGCUGACCGAACAUGCUGCACCAGCAUCACUAACUUUGAGGAAGCCAGGACAAGUUAUGGCACUGAUGAAGAUAUUCUGUUCAUCUACACAGACAGCUGACACCCACAGUGGAUACUCCUGCUCCUUCCUGCCCAGCCUGCAUGGCAGCUGGCUGCUCGUCUCAGGACUCCCCUGCACAGACCUCGCUCCUGAACUGCAGUGGGACCUCAAACAAGGGAGGCUUUAUGGACAUUGACAGGACUGUAUUGCAAUGCAGUCUUUACUUUUUUUUUCCCUGAUGAUGUAUCUGAUUUUGCAAUGUAUGUCUCUGGUUUUUUGUUUGGUUUCUUUUUUUUUUUUUUUGUAAUUUUCAACAUUGCACAUUUCACAGCAGUUCUAAAAUACAGGCUCAGAGCCUGGUCACUUUCGGCUUAUUUUCAAAUUAAACACAUAAGAAAAAAGCACCAAAUUUAUGAACUUUAACACUUGGUAAUACAUGCAUAGGUUUAGGUAAACAAAGAAAAAAAGUAGAAAAUACCUGUUUCUCUCUGUCGAAGCAUCAGGAGCUGAUCUUCAUCCUAAAUCUAGGGAUCUGAAGUUCAGCAGGGUAUUACAGAAGGAAAAACAUUAACUUAAACCACCUUUAAAUAACAAAAAAAUGCCUUUCUAGCUCAUCAGUAUUGUCUGCAUUGUAGGAAUGAAAAACAUUUACUCAAGGAAACUUCCCAUGUACCAAAUUCACCUUAUAUACAGAUUUGGCAUUUUGCAACUGCGUUAAAUUUUGAGUUGUAGUUAGUGGCAUUGUCCCCUUGCACUACAAACUCAAUCUCUUUUGGCUAAAUCCUCUUGGUGACUGCUUAGAGCUCUCAAAAUUUAAGUGAAGACACUUUAUUUCCACCUCGAAGUCUUUACUGCUCUCUGCAAAAAAACCUGUGAAUGUUACGCCACGCACACGUGCCAGUUUCUGCAGAAUCCA